Messenger RNA from Rangifer tarandus platyrhynchus (Svalbard reindeer), 1336 nucleotides. Lineage: Eukaryota; Metazoa; Chordata; Mammalia; Artiodactyla; Cervidae. The record is from the annotation of a GenBank genome assembly.
AUGAAGGCGGGGGACGUGGGUGAAGAAGACAGGGAAAGUGGGCAGAGCUCUUCCGAAGGAGAUAAAAUGCAGGUUAGCCUCUGUGAUGUGUCUUCUGAGGAGUUUAAAAAAACCUGGCUAACACUAAAAGAGCUCCAUGACAGAGAGCUGCGCCGACUUCAGGGGAAAAUAACCAGUUUGAGGAAAGAGCGAUUGUCAGACGGGAGGUGGACAGGCUCCACAUGCAGAAUUAAAGAGUUGACGGAGCAACGGAGAGCCCUGAAGGACACUAUCCACGACCUGCGAGGUCAAUUAAACACCAAAGUAUGUGAUCGCUGUACAGUAAACGAAACGUACAGGAAUACGCUACAGCAAGAGUUUUAUGAUAUCCAACAACAAAAUCUUAAGUUUAUUGGUGAGCUCACAGCAGAAAGGAAUAAAUUAAGAGAAGAAAACAAGCAGCUUUUGGCUAGGCUCAAGAUGAAACAGCAAGAGUUUCGCCGUUCUUCUUCUGAUAGUGAUGACGACUUCGUCCCUGGGUCUCAAACGAGCGAGUCAGUUAUUUCGACCAGGGACUCUCCGCCUGGACCUGAGAGUCAUGUGGCUGUCAAGCUGAUAACACAAACAAAUACCAAACAGAUGAAAUCUAGAGGGAAAAAGAAACAGCCACACAGUUCCAAGUUUCAGGUUCCAUUUUACAGUCAGGACGUCUUUGAGGUGCCAGAGAGCCCUCAGGAGAUUUCCUCUAACAGAAGUAAUCCUAUUACAGUAAGGAGUGGCAGUCAGAAGUCAGCUAGCACUGUUGCUUCAGCAUCUACAGCCGGCCCUCAAACAGUGUAUGGAUUUCCAGAUGACUCCAGCCUUCCUGAUGCCACGUUUGGCCAUUCACAAAGCAAAUCAGAUUUCCCACAGAGGACCUCCUCACAGAGGAUCUCCACACCAAAGCGUGGACCUGAGACUGAUUUCCCUCGGAGCCUUUCCAGUAUUUCUCCAGAAGAAGAUGUACCUACUGAAAUAUUAUCUGAAACUUCAGAGGAAAGUGUGAUUGAUUAUAGCAAAAGCAUUUUUGCUCCUUUUACACGGAGAGGCGAAGACACCACCACUUUACAUCUAUUUCCUUUAGACUAUACUUCAAGAUCCGAAGUGACAAGACCAUCAUUUGGUGUUUUUCAGGUUUCAGUGAGAGAGAGCAGUAGUGAGACACCUUGCAGUGAACAGUCCACAGCAAGGAAGAGUACUAAUGGAGCUACAGGUGUAGCCCAUGAUGCUGGUAAGCCACAAGAUGAGACUCAGCCUUGCACUUCAGGGUCUUCAAUAGAGAAAAGUCAAGAUACAGCUAGAAAAAGGGGGGAAGUAG